Messenger RNA from Silurus meridionalis, 2101 nucleotides. Its product is annotated as ruvB-like 2. Gene Ontology annotation, cellular component: Swr1 complex; R2TP complex; NuA4 histone acetyltransferase complex. Gene Ontology annotation, molecular function: DNA helicase activity; ATP hydrolysis activity; ATP binding. The transcript is spliced from 14 exons. The coding region runs from base 144 to 1400 and encodes 418 amino acids. NCBI's taxonomy places the organism in Eukaryota, Metazoa, Chordata, Actinopteri, Siluriformes, Siluridae. Gene Ontology annotation, biological process: box C/D snoRNP assembly; regulation of transcription by RNA polymerase II; chromatin remodeling. The record is from RefSeq and is a predicted model, not a curated record.
GUUUAUAGCACGGACACAAAUCGGUUGUGAUCUCACAACCGCCGUAAAACCGCUAGGAAAAACAUGGCCGCUCAGGUGCACACUCUCAUAUACGAGGCCUUGGAUUGGACGAUGCUUUGGAACCACGGCAGGUGUCUGACGGCAUGGUGGGGCAGCUGGCAGCUCGACGGGCAGCUGGAGUGAUAUUGCAGAUUAUAAAAGACGGGCAAAUUGCUGGACGGGCAGUUCUUAUCGCUGGCCAGCCUGGGACUGGCAAAACUGCCAUCGCUAUGGGUAUUGCUCAGGCACUUGGUCCGUACACACCGUUUUCUGCUAUGUCAGGAAGUGAGAUCUUCUCUUUCGAGAUGAGCAAGACAGAGGCCUUGAGCCAGGCCUUCCGCAAAGCCAUCGGUGUCCGAAUAAAAGAGGAGACUGAGAUUAUUGAGGGAGAAGUGGUGGAGAUUCAGAUCGACAGGCCUGCAACGGGAACGGGUGCAAAGGUGGGCAAGCUGACUCUGAAAACUACAGAGAUGGAGACCAUCUAUGACCUGGGAAAUAAAAUGAUUGAAAGCCUCACUAAGGAGAAAGUCCAGGCUGGGGAUGUGAUCACUAUCGAUAAAGCCACAGGAAAAAUCUGUAAACUGGGAAGGUCUUUCACCAGAGCUCGAGAUUACGAUGCAAUGGGAGCGCAGAUGCAGUUUGUGCAGUGUCCAGAGGGGGCGCUCCAGAAGCGCAAAGAGGUGGUUCAUACAGUCUCGCUGCAUAAGAUCGAUGUGAUUAACAGCCGCACUCAGGGAUUCCUGGCCCUGUUCUCAGGAGACACAGGAGAGAUUAAAUCAGAGGUGCGCGAGCAGAUCAAUGCCAAAGUAUUUGAGUGGAGAGAGGAGGGGAAGGCAGAGAUCAUACCUGGGGUCCUCUUUAUAGAUGAAGUCCACAUGUUGGACAUUGAGUGUUUCUCCUUCCUAAACCGAGCCUUAGAGAGCGAUUUUUCCCCCGUCCUCAUCAUGGCUACUAACCGAGGCAUCACCAGAAUCCGAGGCACCAACUACCAGAGUCCUCAUGGCAUUCCUAUAGACUUGCUGGACCGCCUACAAAUCAUCGCCACGUCUCCCUACACUGAGAAAGAGACCAGGCAGAUCCUCAAGAUUCGGUGUGAGGAAGAGGAUGUGGAGUUGAGUGAGGAAGCUCAUACGGUGUUGACUCGUAUCGGGCAAGAGACAUCGCUCCGUUACGCCAUUCAGCUCAUCAGCACCGCAGGCCUGGUGUGCCGCAAACGCAAGGGUACUGAGGUCCAAGUGGAGGACAUUAAAUAUGUCUACUCGCUCUUCUUGGAUGGGGCACGCUCCUCACAGUACUUGAAGGAGUACCAGGACGCCUUCAUGUUUAAUGAAACCCAAUCAAGUCAAAUGAAAACGUCUUAAGGAAGGCUGAGAGCAGUGGCGUGCACAGACCUGCAGUGGGGCAGGGGCGAAAGGACCAAAAAGGGGACAAAAAAAAAUACAAAAAUAUUACUUCAAUAAACAUAACAAAAUUUAUUUUGGUACAGAUUUUAACUUUUUAUGAAAUUACCAGUAUUUAAAUCAGUAUUCGUCUAUCUGCUGCUCUUUUUUAAAUAUUUGAAUGACAUCACGAUUAAUUGGAAUGUAUCGUUUAAUGGAGAGCAGCAGUAGGUCAGAAAGCCUCUUCAUUAAACAGACUUCGAAGACUGGAUUUCACAAGUUUUAACGUAGAAAAUGUUCGCUAGCAGUAGCAGGUUCUACUCCUUUUGACCAUUUGGAUGCUACUGUCAGACUGUGUAAGCAUUUGAGGAUAAUGCCAGUUGAACUAUUAUCCUUUCCUUUGAAUCGUCUGAGCAUCUCUUGAGUAAUGGUAUCCAAAACGGUGUAGUACACCCUUGUUCGGUAGAACUCCUCCAAAUUCUCAGGGUGAUGGUCUUCUCCUGUAGACUUGGAACUGUGCUUAUACCUUGCAGGUUUUUUCCGGUCUUGACUCACCAGGUAUUUUGUCAAGAAACUCAAUUCCAGCAGCCUCAACUGAAAUGGGAAUUAUACAAAGAUGCUGUUUGUGGACUACAGUUCAGCAUUCAACACCAUAAUUCCCUCCACACUCACCUCUAAGUUGG